AUGGACAUCUCAGCGCUUCAGGCAACAGCCACCCGCAUCCUCCUCGACCCCCACUACCAAGCGCCCCUCUCCCUCCUAAAAGCCCUCCGCAAUGGCCUCGUCUACGGCACAAAAGUCCGCUUCCCACACGCCCUCGUCAUGAUCCUCCUCUUCCGCUCCGGGCCCUUGCCCCAAAAACUCUCCGCCGUCCUCAAAGCCACGCGCCAACAUGCCAAAAACCUAGCCACCUUUGCCUUUCUCUACAAAGCGUUUAUGCUGCUGCAANAGAGUAUCAGACCUUCUGGCAAGGAACUGAAAAGUGAUUCAUUCUUGGCGGGGUUGGCGGGUGGAUACUAUGUCUUUGGGCGCAGUAGGAGUAGUGUAAAUCAGCAGAUUGUGAUUUACGUUGCCGCGAGGGUGGUGUUGGCUGCUGCGAGCUUGGCCGUGCAACCAAGGGGCGACAAUACACUACUAGGCGGCAAAUAUGGCGGUAGAGGAGGAAUGGGGCUCUUGAGCCUAUCAGACAAGAACAGGGAAGCUGUGAGGAAGCAUGCCUGGCCCGUGUUUGCGAGUUUGAGUUGGGCAUGUGUGAUGUGGUUGUUUAGAUUUUAUCCUGACAUGCUGCAGCCGAGUCUGAGGAGUUCGAUGACUUAUCUGUGGGUGUUGGUUUUGAUUUCUUUGGAGAGAGCCUCUGCUGACAUAAACGAUUCAGGUNACGAUAAUGCGGACCACUGGGAUUCAUGGAGAAACUUUUUGGUGCACAAUAAAUGA
Aureobasidium uvarum is the source of this 750-nucleotide messenger RNA. Lineage: Eukaryota; Fungi; Ascomycota; Dothideomycetes; Dothideales; Saccotheciaceae. The record is from the annotation of a GenBank genome assembly.